Ambispora leptoticha is the source of this 459-nucleotide messenger RNA. NCBI's taxonomy places the organism in Eukaryota, Fungi, Glomeromycota, Glomeromycetes, Archaeosporales, Ambisporaceae. The record is from the annotation of a GenBank genome assembly.
AUGAAGAAAGAUAAAGACCAGGAAAUAAGGUUUUCGUAUAAUUUAGAUGCAUUGUCCCCUAUUGCAAAGCCGUUGGCCUCUGAACAUUUGACGAAAAAAUUGUUAAAAACCGUUCAAAAAGCUGGAAAAAGAAAACAUCUUACGCGAGGAGUCAAAGAAGUUGUAAAAGGUUUACGAAAAGGAAAGAAAGGACUUGUAAUAAUAGCGGGUGACAUCUCUCCAAUUGACGUAAUAACACAUCUUCCAGUACUAUGUGAAGAAAAAUCUGUACCAUAUGUUUAUGUCCCGUCGAGACUCGAUCUUGGAUACAACGCAGCCACGAAACGCCCAACUAGUGUUGUGAUGGUGAUACCGGGUGGUCCGAAAGGAAAUCUCGAAGGAGUUGAAGAUUAUAAAACGCUGUAUGAUUCAUGUUUUCAAGAAGCGCAAAAAAUGGAUCAAGAAAUAAUGAUAUAUUAG